Molecule: messenger RNA, 1062 nt
Organism: Drosophila guanche
Lineage: Eukaryota; Metazoa; Arthropoda; Insecta; Diptera; Drosophilidae
Product: FAM172 family protein homolog CG10038
Exons: 6
Coding region: 66-1004 (312 amino acids)
Biological process (GO): regulatory ncRNA-mediated heterochromatin formation
Cellular component (GO): nucleus
Molecular function (GO): siRNA binding
Source: RefSeq, a predicted model, not a curated record
AAACAAACAACAAUUGGAUAUAAAUUAAAUAUUGGGACAUAAUAAUUGUUAGUCUAUACAGCGCCAUGACGGACCCGGCACCGCCAACAAAUUGUGAUGAGGCGAUUGCCAAGCUGAAGGAAUUUGGCUAUGCAUUCGAUGAAGGUGGUGUACUACGUCAGAUUGAUCCUGCCACUGGGAAACCGGGCAAGGAGCCGUACAUCUACGACAUUAAUGAUGAUGCCGACGACAACGAGAAGCAUUAUCAGAAUCUCGCAGAGCAAAUACCAAACAUUAUCUAUGCGCUGCUGGAGAAGAGUGGCCUAAGUCGCACCUACAUACCCUUUGGCAAGCCUCCAGAUCGCUCGUCCUUCGUGUACUCCCAACCAGCGAAGUUGGCGCAGUCUAAGAAAUUACUCGUGCUCAUUCAUGGCAGCGGAGAAGUCCGAGCAGGCCAAUGGGCCAGAAGCCUUAUCAUCAACAAUUCUUUGGAUCAUGGAUCUCAGAUGCCCUACAUACGAAAGGCACAGAAACUGGGCUAUGAUAUCCUUAUCACCAAUACAAAUGAUUGCAAACGGUUCUACAAUGGCAAAGAGCAUCCGAUUAAGGGAGUGGAGACCUCCACAGAGCAUGCCACGUACGUGUGGAAAAAUAUUGUGUUGCCCUCGGAUCCAGAGAGUGUGGCCAUAGUGGCACACAGCUAUGGAGGCUAUGUGACAAUCGAUUUGGUGAAUAACUUUUUGGACUUCUUUAAAGAGAAGGUCUUUGCCAUCGCUCUCACCGAUGCGGUUAUUGGCAGACCUCAGUCCAACUGCAAGAAUUACCUACAAGAUGUGACCUGUGAUUGGGUCACAAGCAAAUCUCCGUUGGACACGCCAGUGUCCUCAUUAGGCGAUAAUAUACGACGCGUUUCGGCCGGUCAUACAAAGCAUGAAUGGACCUCCUACUCGGCCAUUGAUUCGGUCUAUAAAUUCUUUGAGGAAAAGUAUGCACAACGUACAAAUGACAAGAAGACGUCCCCAUAAUAACACGAAGCAUUUUUAUAUUUCCUAUAUACGAAAAUACAUAGAAGUAUAUCUUGAA